AUGGCUUCACUUGUGCCUCUACCGCCGUUUGCCCCAGCCUCUGAAUCAUGGGACUCCUACCUCACUCGGUUCGACUGCUACCUCCAAGCAAAUGAGCUGACAAGAGUGUCUGUAGAGCAGAAGCAGGGCCUCUUCCUUCAGCCUUUGUGGCCCCGAAGUGUUCGCGACGGCCCAAGCAUUGGUUGCGCCUCUAGCAGUCCAGGCACGAUUCAAGAGAAGCUCUGCAACCACUAUGCGCCAAAGCCGUCCAAGAUUACUGACUGCCAUGCGUUCUACCACCGGAACCAGGCAGAGUGGAAGUCAAUUAACAACUACACCACCACCCUCCAACAGGCUGCAAUACACUGCGAGUUCCGAGACUUAGACGAUGCCCUGAUGGAUCAAAUCGUCUGCGGGGUCCGGGACAUCUGUCUGCAACGGCUUAUCCUUGCCAAGCCAGACCUCACACUGCAGAAAGCCAUUGAGGAGGCCAUGGCCUUGGAAGCUGCUGAACUCUCCGCCCAGGAAAUCUGCAAGGCCAGUAGCCUGUAUUUAAAAGACUAUGUUCACUGGGCAAACUGCACAUGUAAAGCUGUUUGGUGA
Molecule: messenger RNA, 582 nt
Organism: Podarcis lilfordi (Lilford's wall lizard)
Lineage: Eukaryota; Metazoa; Chordata; Lepidosauria; Squamata; Lacertidae
Source: the annotation of a GenBank genome assembly